ACGCGGCGCGGGUCUCCGCGGAGACCGGCUCGGGCACCGCCCCUGCGCGGGAGGCUGGAGGUUCCUGUUGCAGAGGCCGGCAAGGACUUGAUGAUAUGAAUCCAGAUAUUUCCAGGAUGGCACGCUCUCUGAAUGAGUGGCUGUGGCAGCAUGAGUUCUGGCUGCCCCCAGGAAUCACUUGGGAGGACAUGCAAGAGUCUGAAGACAUCCAGUACCCUCAGCCUCAUGAUCUCCUUCUCAGUAUCCCUUUUGCUUUGAUCUUGGUUGUCAUUCGAUGUGCCUUUGAGAGAGCCAUAGCCCUGCCCCUCUGUACCAAACUGGGUGUGAGAGACAAGCAGAGACCAAAAGCUCAGCCCAACCCCAUACUGGAAACAUUCUACAGUACACGUUGCAAGAACCCUGAGCAGGAUGAGCUGAUCAGUUUGGCCAAACAGUGCAACCAGCCAGUGAGGAAGACAGAGAAGUGGUUCCGGCGCCGGAGGAACACAGACCGACCCAGCCUGUCCAAGAAGUUCUGCGAGGCCUGCUGGAGGUUUACAUUUUACAUCAUUUCUUUCCUCACCGGCCUUGCUGAGCUGUAUGAUAAGCCUUGGCUGUGGGACCAUAGAGAGUGCUGGACAGGAUAUCCACAGCAGCCUCUCCAACCCUCUGUGUUCUGGUACUACCUGCUGGAACUCUCCUUCUACUGGUCACUGGUCUUCACCCUGCCUUUUGAUGUGAAGAGGAAGGACUUCAAGGAGCAGAUAGUCCAUCAUGCUGCAACCAUCUUCCUGAUCAGUUUCUCAUACUGUGCCAAUUACAUCCGCAUUGGGACACUUGUGAUGGUGAUUCAUGAUGCUUCUGAUUGCUUCCUAGAGCCAACUAAGAUAUUCAAUUACAUGAAGUGGAAAAAAACUUGUGACAGCCUCUUUUUGAUCUUCUCAGCUGUUUUCCUCAUCAGUCGCCUGGUCAUUUUCCCCUACACAGUGCUCUACAACACCUACUAUUACUCCAUGGAGAUCUUCCAACCCUUCUAUGGAUACUACUUCGUGAAUACACUCCUGACAAUUCUGCAGCUGCUGCAUGUCUUCUGGUCCUGCCUAAUUAUUCGCAUGGUCUACAAGUUCAUUCUCCAGGGCACAAUAGAAAAGGACAUGAGAAGUGACACAGAAGAAAGUGACAAGGAUGAAGAAGGAGAAAAGAUGAAGGAAAAGGAGAAAAACGGGAUCACGUCUUUCAGCAACUUAACAAGCAACAAUUCUAUCCAGAGGAAUGGGGCUGAGCCACGGAGCAGCAGAACCCACCUCACUAAUGGCCACGUCAAGGAAAGAUAGCUGCUGCUCCUGUGCUUCUGGUCUGCUCUGCAAUGAACCCAGUCCUCUGUCUUUAGAAACAGUUUUGCUGAUGAUGUAGAUAAAAUGGAGUGCAAUUGCAGUAUCAUAGCUGAAUUCCUGCUCCCCAUAAACAAGUGUUCGUAGUCAGUGAUAUUUGAAGGACUUUUUUUCAAUAAAAGCUUUCUGUAGGUUGUAGGCCUGAAGCAGAUAGAAAGGGAUCAACAUGGUUUGACUUGUGUUAGACUGUACCAUAGUUGUUGUUAGAUGUUUUAAUCUUGAAAAAUACUUUUUAAAACAGGUGGAUAAACUCUGGCAACGUCAAGUCUUAACCACCUGCUGUUGUUUAGUCUUGAUCAGCCUCUAAAGGCCCUGACCUGUGGCCACUAAUACUAUGGCUAACAAGUGUGAGACUCUAAAUCUUAAAAGGAGUCACCUAUUUUGAGAAGACAGGUGCUCCAUAUGCACUCAGAAAAUUAAAACUGAGCAUAGUGGAAUGGAAGCUUCAGAAAGACACAGGAGAAGACUUUUCCUUCUCAAAGGAAAUGCUGCUGGGUACCAUAUGACCAGUUUUGUAAUGAUGUGGAUCUCAGUGCCUUCUCAUGUCAGCAUUAUUGCCACAAAAGUGGGAACUCCAAAGCCCAGAUUGGAGUGAGUACCCACUCAAAUCAUAGCUGAAAGAGCCAGGAAAUCCUGGCAGCUGUGUCUAAACUGUCAGGUAAUCCUUUAAACCUGUCUUGGAAGAAAACACAGCCAGAAAAAGGGAGGUGACAAGAAACUAGAUAAUCCAGGAGACAACACUGAUUAAGUGCUCAUGUUUUCACCUGGUGUGAUUGGCACAGUGGGAAAUGUUUACAGAGGCAGGUUGUCACAAGAAGAGAAUGUAUUUCCCCUGUCUUCAGAGGAAAAAGGAUCCAGAGAACAUCUGCUGAACCUUAUGGAAUGAUGCUUUAAUGUGGCCUUCUAACUCUAGGGCCUUUGCCUAGAGGCUAGCAAGUUUAAAGCAGUAGUCCAUGAAGUCAUGAUGCAGUUCUGAUUCAGUUGGUUUGUAUCUUAUAUUCUGUUGGAUUCUGUAAUUCCUUGAAAGACAUAAACUAGUGUGAGAUGAGAUUCUGUUUUAUAGAUCAAUUAAUCUAUUAAAGUAUUAACAGAUUCACUGUAAUAAGUGUAGGGACUUAGGCUGCUGUGGCCAUACAGACACUUUCCUCUAUGUGCCCAGUAAAGGCCAGUCCUAACUGGGGGGGAGAGUCCUUAAAGGGUUAAGCUAGUAGAAGAGGCCAGCUGCACCUAUAAAUCUGUCACUUAAACUUGUUGUUAAUUAGCUGUGAAAUUCUUCUUCAUGAACCUAUCUGUAGUUUUUAGGAAUAGGCUACCAGAGGCCUUGAAGAAGCUUCUCAACUGAGAUAAGGAAUGUCUUCUGUCUCUGCAACUAAUUCCAUUGCUGAUAAAAGGAGCAGGAGAUGAAAAGACUCCCUGAAAAGUGAUGGACUUCCCAUAAUAAUUGUGGGACACUUGUUUAGAUUUAAUUGACCAAUGAAUAAGUAAAAUGCUUAUGUAAUAUUCGCGUGGACACCACAUGAACAAGAAAUUGAUUGCUUAGCUAAGCAUGUGCAAGACAGUAGAUAAACAAGCCUUAGGGUAUAAAUUAGGUGGUGUAAUAACAAUAGGUUAAUGACCAUUGCUGCUAUUAAUAGUUAUAAUGCUGCUAUUACUACUGCUGAUGUAGUUGUUGCUUGGCUUGCUAGAUUCGCUUAUACAUUUAUUUUGGAGGAUUUUCACCUGGUAUUCAGGAGGGAAUGUUCAUCUGUACCAACUUUUGCCCAGAAUAAACUUGUCCUGAUUGAACCAGAA
Messenger RNA from Apus apus (common swift), 3161 nucleotides. RefSeq names its product ceramide synthase 4-like. Gene Ontology annotation, molecular function: DNA binding; sphingosine N-acyltransferase activity. The coding region runs from base 96 to 1313 and encodes 405 amino acids. The transcript has 12 exons. Gene Ontology annotation, biological process: ceramide biosynthetic process. Gene Ontology annotation, cellular component: membrane. Lineage: Eukaryota; Metazoa; Chordata; Aves; Apodiformes; Apodidae. The record is from RefSeq and is a predicted model, not a curated record.